AUGGCUGGCUUCAGUGACCGCACUCUCUCAAUAUUCGAUCCCCAUCACAUUGUCACCAUCGAAUAUCCUGACGUAGAACUUUGCGGAGGCUGGGACGAUGGCGAGUACGUCCUCGACAGCGACAAGCUGGCACUACCUGGCAUCGAGGAUUCGGAACAACGAUUUGAGCCCAGACCGCUGAUACAGGAUAGAGCCGUAGAAGCUCAUUCUGAACUCUCAUCUCUUGCGGAGAACCCCUUCUUCUCUACCCUGCCGGCACCGACGCUCACGAAACGGGAAGUGAUGGGACUUCUGGAGAAUGUUAAUCGGUUUGGUGACGGUGAUGGUCUGGUACGGGAUAUGGCUCUUGUGACCAAGACAUAUGGCAGAUCUACACUGUCGUGUGUAUCUUUGAGCGGAGAGCGAAGCAGUGGUCAUUCCGAAUCGAUCGAAGUGGACGAAGUUCCAAUGAUGAUCUUUCACUUGUCAGCAGUGCUCAAGCACCGAAAUCCAAGUGGCGAGAUCGAAGUUGAUAUGAAAUAUGAACAGCUGAGGUCGCUGAUGCGAGGUACGACCGACAGAGCCGUCAGGCAUAUGGAACUGCAGCUUCAAGUCGGAGGCUUGAACAAGACGACGAGUGUUUGGAAGGCUCCUCGUACUCCGGACUACGCCAGUGAGCUCCACAACAUCACGCGUCCUAUCGAUACGAGUCAAAUGCCUGCUUCGGAUAGAGACUGCAUCGUCUGCGCCGACGACCUAGCGGGUAUCGGCAUGGAGCCCUUAACCCUGCAUUGCAACGAAAAGCACAUCAUCUGCAAAUCCUGCUUGCUCAAGGUGCUGGCCUCGAAGUUCCCAGACGAUGCCACAUGCCCUUACUGCCGACAAGCGAUUUUCACGGAGCGGAAAUCUCUGGACCGGCUCAAAUUCUUUGUCAUAGACGGCGCUUUCUUGGCAGACCCUCAGUACGAUGCCUGGGAGAACUUCAUUCGUUCUUGCGCUGAUCUGGACAAAGUACUGGCGGGGCAUAACGACGAAAAGGUCCACGUGGACGAAAAGCUGAUGCUCAGGAUCUGGGAACACUUGAUCGAGGGCAUGUUGCUCGAGUCCGAAGAUUCGACGCCACUAGGUUUGCAGCCGGCAAGGAUGCCGGAAUGUGCUAUACUGCUGCAAUCGAUCGGAGCAGCACUACAUAGUCUCGAUGGAGCUAAUGUCCCGGUAAGAUCGUUGUAUCGGCUUCUCCUCGAAGACAUCGCGCGCCAUUUCGCGCGGAUCAUGCUCGGAAGCUCUGUUGUGCACACACUGUCACCGGACGACCAAGACGUGUUGAUUCAUCAGCCGCAAGAGUCUCUGGCCUUGAUCGGGUUCCGGCCGGGAUUCGUCGAGUUCUUCGAGCGGAUGGUGUCGCGGAUGUUGCAGUUCGUGCAGCUGAGGGUUUGCAAUGGUUGCUGCUGGGGCGGAUUUAAUGCUGAGCGCGGGUGGCAUGGACACGGGCUUAGGAUGCAUUAUCGGCCACGAAGUGCUGGGGAGGAGGAGAAAGAGCAGAAGAAGUCAGCAUUGCAGAAGAGGAAACCGAGAAGUCGGAAGGCUUGA
Recurvomyces mirabilis is the source of this 1569-nucleotide messenger RNA. RefSeq lists its product as uncharacterized. The transcript has 2 exons. NCBI's taxonomy places the organism in Eukaryota, Fungi, Ascomycota, Dothideomycetes, Mycosphaerellales, Teratosphaeriaceae. The record is from RefSeq and is a predicted model, not a curated record. The coding region runs from base 1 to 1569 and encodes 522 amino acids.